AAAACCAUCCUUUCUUUAUACAUAACAAAAUUGCUUUAGCUCGAAGACGGCGGGACGCACCAAACGCGAAGCAAGACCUUCAUACCACUUCCCGCACGCCCCAUCUUUUCUCCUUCCAAAUACCCAUGACGUUAUUGGAAGCAGCCGUCACACUCCUCCGAAUGCCGUGGGUGUGGGCGUCGGCCCACCUCGUCGAUCAGGAAAAGAGAGGAAAAUAACGGGAGCGGCGAGCGGACGACGCGUGUUAACCGCCAGCUGUAUCCCAGCCAAGCCGCCUGAACUGGAAGGAAGCGGACGGGCGCGCACAACUAAACGCCCUGCUAGCCCAGUCACGCCGACCGACGGCAGCCAGUCACCAACCCCUGUGCCUCUGCCCUCUAUAAACCCCGCUACACCGCGAAGCCCUCUCCUUCGUCCUCUCUCUCUCUCUCUCUCUGACCGAUCGGUCGAAUUAUGUGGGGGAAGGUUGUCGAUUCCAUGAUGGCGGCAACCGGGAGCAGCAGCAGCAGCAAAGACGUCGAUGGGAUAAAGGGGCCGUGGAGCCCGGAUGAGGACGCGGCGCUGCAGCGGCUGGUGCAGCGGCAUGGGCCCCGGAAUUGGUCGCUUAUAAGCAAGUCCAUCCCGGGGCGGUCCGGCAAGUCGUGCCGGCUGCGGUGGUGCAAUCAGCUGUCCCCGCAAGUGGAGCACCGGCCUUUCACAGCGGAAGAGGACGAAAUCAUCAUCCGAGCCCACCGCCGCUUCGGCAACAAGUGGGCGACCAUCGCCCGCCUCCUCUCCGGCCGCACCGACAACGCCAUCAAGAACCACUGGAACUCCACCCUCAAGCGCAAGUACACGCCGCUGUUCGGUGACGGCGGGUUCCAGCACUACUACAACACCAUCAUGGCGGUCAAGGCGGGCGCGGAGAUCGAUCAUGAGGAGGCGGCGAGGCCGCUCAAAAGGGCCAGCAGCGACGGGUCUGUGCUCUUGUCGGGCAGAACAGGGAUGUGCUCGAACCCUGGAAGCCCGUCGGGCUCUGAUCUCAGCGAUUCUGGCCAUCACAGCCACCCGGUUACUGUAACCGGCGCCGUCAUGCCUCCAUCCUCUUCCCCUCACCAAUCCCAUCAGAUGAAACAAAUCACAGCUGCUAUCACCGACACCACCACUCCCCUCAUCAUCUACGAGGAUCCAGUAACCUCCCUCACCCUCUCCCUCCCCCUCCCCCUCCCCGGAACAGCUCACAUGGACACCUCCGAGCCACAUCACCAGAGAAGCACCGACAACAACAACCACCAGAACCCGCUCCAACUGCUGCCGAUCUCUGAUCACACCCCGUGGCCGAAGCCGCAGCGGUGCUCCACCACGGCCUCCGCAGCUUCCGCCGAGGAGGAGCGGCGGCCGGAGCCUUUCCCUUUAAGCGCGGAGGUCCUGGCGGUCAUGCAAGAGAUGAUCUGCGAGGAGGUGAAGUGCUACAUGGCGGGUCUGGAGCACCAUGAGGUGCGGCAUGCAGAGAGCGUCCGCGACACCGAUAUCAAUCGCAUCGGACUGACAAAGAUCGAAUAACGUAUCAUUUAUCCCAAGGAAUCAAUGGACGAAGGGAAGAACACUUGUCGAACAUAUCCAACAAAGAAAAAGAAGGUCGACUUGUUGAUCUCGAGGUCUUCAUAAUAUUACAAUAUCUUUUUCACUUUUCCUUUGUUAAGGAAAAACAAGAAAAAUAUGUACAGUGAAAGAAGCAGAUGGAGGAUGAGGUAGAGGAAAGAGUUUCGAUGUCUGUUAGAUGUAGACCUGCAAAAUUACAAGAAAAAAAGAAAAUGCAAAAAGGUUCACUCCUUGUUUCGUUC
Molecule: messenger RNA, 1823 nt
Organism: Musa acuminata AAA Group (dessert banana)
Lineage: Eukaryota; Viridiplantae; Streptophyta; Magnoliopsida; Zingiberales; Musaceae
Product: transcription factor MYB44-like
Exons: 1
Coding region: 454-1542 (362 amino acids)
Biological process (GO): regulation of DNA-templated transcription
Cellular component (GO): nucleus
Molecular function (GO): DNA-binding transcription factor activity, RNA polymerase II-specific; RNA polymerase II cis-regulatory region sequence-specific DNA binding
Source: RefSeq, a predicted model, not a curated record